Aspergillus neoniger CBS 115656 is the source of this 312-nucleotide messenger RNA. RefSeq lists its product as uncharacterized. The record is from RefSeq and is a predicted model, not a curated record. Lineage: Eukaryota; Fungi; Ascomycota; Eurotiomycetes; Eurotiales; Aspergillaceae. The coding region runs from base 1 to 312 and encodes 103 amino acids. The transcript is spliced from 3 exons.
AUGUUUUUGCAGUUGCAGCAUACCCACCAGCCGGCCAUAGAGGGUCUAACGGCUGCGUGGACUAUGGUGGUGUUGGCGUUCUGGACUUGGUUGGUCAUGGUUGCAAGACUGGGGAACGGACCGGAGAUAGGACCAGCUUGGGGCAAGACAACUAGCCAAGCACAGGAGAAAUUGAGAGUGGAGAGGGUCUGUGGAUCGAUGAGUUGUCCAGGCACUGCGGGCGAUAUACCUGGGCAGACAGUCCCUGCAAUUGAGGUGCCCCGGCCUGCAUACAUCAAAGACGAAGCCAGCAAUGUAAAGCUUUUCCGAUAA